Molecule: messenger RNA, 3733 nt
Organism: Apis cerana (Asiatic honeybee)
Lineage: Eukaryota; Metazoa; Arthropoda; Insecta; Hymenoptera; Apidae
Product: GTP-binding protein 2
Biological process (GO): translational elongation
Molecular function (GO): translation elongation factor activity; GTPase activity; GTP binding
Source: RefSeq, a predicted model, not a curated record
GCCACAAUGAAGAUGUUCGCAGCGUCAUCUUUGAAGAACAUUCAGUUUGAAUUAACUCUGUUUCAAAUGUGAUAAAACCACAGACAAGAACAUGGUACAGAAAUUUCGUAAAGUUGUAAAUCUAUUUUAUACCUUGUCUAUGUUUGAGUGUAUAAGAAUGGAUUGGUAUAGCUGGUAACGCAAGCAGAUCUUGAUUCAAUCAUAUUCGGUCAAGUGGUGAAAAAAACAGAAGGGAAAGUGAGAGGUUCGCAUGUGUUAUUCAACUUUAGAAUAGGUGUCAAACGUAAUUUUGAUUUCGGGAGUACACGUCUGUAAAGAGAAAGCUACUGUCUGUAAAAUGCAAUAUGGAGUCAUUUUUCGAAUUGUUUGAUCCAGAUAAUGAUAAGAAUACUCGGAAAAAUAUUUGGAAUAACUCAGAAAAUGAAAUAAAUCGAAUAUCAGAUUGUGAAAAUUUAAGUAGCGAUGAUGAGCAAGAGGAAAGGCUACCACCAGAACCUGAACAGGGUAAUAUUGAAUAUAAAUUAAAACUGAUAAAUCCAUCUAGUCAACGAUUUGAACAUCUUGUAACACAAAUGAAAUGGCGUCUUAGAGAAGGUCAUGGAGAAGCUAUAUAUCAAAUUGGUGUAGAAGAUAAUGGAAAAUUAACAGGUUUAACAAAAGAAGAUAUGAAGGCAUCAUUGAAAACUUUAAAUGAUAUGGCAGCUAGAUUAGGUGCAACAACACAUAUACUACGUCAAAGAUUUGCCAAUUCUAAAAAUAAAAAUAUGUCCACAUGCAGUAACAACAAAGAUGAAAGACAAGUAGCAGAAGUUUUAGUAAAAAAAUUAAGAAAAGGAGAUAGGGAAGAUCAAGAUAGUAUUGUUGACUUGAGACUUGCUGUCACUGGUGCACAGGAUGCUGGAAAAUCAACUCUCUUAGGUGUAUUAACUCAGGGUGAAUUAGAUAAUGGUAGAGGGAGAGCAAGGCUAAAUAUGCUGCGUCACCUUCAUGAAAUAAAAACAGGCCGUACAUCAUCGAUAUCGCAUGAAAUUAUAGGAUUUGACAAUGAAGGACAUGUUUUAAAUUAUGCAGAAAUGGCAACAGCAGAAGAAAUAUGCGAGCAUGCGUCAAAAGUUGUUACAUUUAUAGAUUUAGCUGGUCAUCGCAAAUAUUUAAGAACAACAGUACUCGGUCUUACAGGAUAUUCACCUCAUCACGUAAUGUUAGUUGUAGCACCUCCUAUGAAUGAAGCAUCACAAGAACAUAUGGCAUUAUGUCUUACAUUGAGACUUCCAUUUUUUAUAGUUGUAAACAAAAUUGAUCUUGGUUUUUGUAGUACACCCGAAACGAUAAAUCAGUUAGAGAAUGCUAUUAACGCACAAGGAUAUUCAAAGCAAUUAAUAAUGUAUAAUAAUAGUCAAAUGUCGUGGGAUUUUGAAUCAGAUAUAAUACCUGUGUUUAAUGUAAGUUGUGUUACUGGAGAAGGUUUGGAAGAUUUAACAAAUUUCAUAAAAAAUUUGUCACCAUAUAAUGUAAAUUCUGCAGAUUCAGAUUCUGAAUCAUGUUUAUUUCAAAUUGAUGAAACUUUCAGAGUAGCAGGUUUGAAUGAACCUGUUUUGGGAGGAUUACUCGUAAAAGGAGCAAUUGCUCUUGGAACUCGAUUGUUAGUGGGUCCUUUACCAGAUGGCGAAUUCAGUCCCGUUAAGGUUGUUAGUUUACAUCGCAAUAAAGCUCCAUGUUGUCUAGUAAGAGCAUCGCAAAGUGCUAGCUUAACAUUAGCACCGUCGACAAAUCGAAGUCCCCCUUUACCUCAUCUACGACCUGGAAUGGUUUUGAUAUCAGUAUGGGAUCAGCCUCAUGCGACACUUUUUUUUCAGGCAACUGUGUUAAUAGUAUAUCAUGCGACUGCAAUAUUUUCUGGUUUUCAAACAACUGUCCAUGUAGGAAAUGUAAGACAAACAUGUAUUAUAAAAGGAAUAAUGGACGCGAAGGACAGAGGUUUACAGACAAACGAUACAGCGUCUGUGCUAUUUAGGUUUGUUAACCAUCCAGAAUAUUUGCAUGUCGGUAUGCGAUUACUACUACGAGAAGGUCGUACUAAGGGAAUUGGCAAAAUAACACAAAUAUUUCCACUAAUAAGUCAACAGAACAGUAUGCAGUAAAUUAAAUAAAAUUUUAUUUAUAAAAAAGUAUUAGAAUGUGCAAAACGUUUACGAAGAUAUAAAGAAACUUAAUUACUUGAAUAACUACUAGAUGUUAUUACAUCAUGCGCCUAGCAUAAGUAUCAUAAAUUAUACAUAUUUGUUAUAAAACAAAUAAGGGAAAUUCUUUUUGUUUUCGAAUUUAAUCUUUUAAAGUAGAGAUAUUUUUUUAUAUAAGAAAGAUAUUUUUAACAAUUUUUUGUAAAUUCUUUUCUGUUUAAAAAGAUUGUAUAUUAUCAAAAAUAGAAUAACAAAUGAAGCAGCAAACACGAUCAAAUCACAAUUAUUUGUUUAUAACUUAAAUACUUUUGCUUUAGGUGCAUUAGUUUUGUUGUGAAGAAAAGAAAUCUUAAUCUUAUAAAAUUUCUACUAUUAUUUUAUUAUUGUGAUUAUAAUCAUAUCUUCGUUUCAUUAUUAUGGAAUUUAUUUAUGGAUUGAUUAUUUAUGAAAUAAUUUAUUUCGUCAUGAAAUAACACGAAAUGAAAGAUCAUUUUAACUAUUUAAUGUCAUCUUUUUGCGUGUGACGCUCAAAUUUAAAAAUUUUUCACGAGAGCAAUCAUUAUAAUAAUGUAAUGUUUCUCUAUAAAAUUUGAUCUUGACUACGAAUCUAUUUGUUCUGCUAGUAUUUAAAAAAAUAAGGAAUUAAAGAUAUUUAUAGUUGAUUAAAUGCAAAAUAAAUAUUUUUGCGAUCGAUUACUGUCAUGAAAUGAUAAAUAUCGUUUUUCAUUCAUAAAAUUUUAAAGAAAUUUAUAUACUAUAAAUUGUACUUGUAUAAAUCUGUCAAACAAAUUAAAAGUGAUUAUAUUUACGUAUAUUUUGAAAUUAAAAAAAAAUUACAAAUGAUAAAAUUUGUAAAAUUACUUGAAAAUAUUACAUAUCUUAUAAAAUAUAUUAAAAUAUGUUAUAAAUUACGGUAUAACCGUCCAAAAAAAGAUUUUGAUUUUUUUUUUGAUUUAUGUUAAAUUUUAAAUAUGAUCUUGUAUUAUAUUGUAAAAUAUUUUAAAUAAAACAAAAAAAUGUACACAUCUGUAUAGAGUGGAUUUUUUUAUAUCGCAGAAAGAAAAAUUUUCGUUAAAAAAAAUAUAUAUUCGUUGUCGAAAGAAAAAAUAGAUUAAAAAAAUGACUUGAAAUCACUUAAGAUAUAUUCCAAAAUAUUUUCAUUGUUGUUUAUACAUCAAUUAAUUUUUAUAAUUAAAAAAAAUAUAUUUAUUUAUUGUGAUUAUAUGAAAUCUUAAAUAAAUAAGGCAAUAUAUAAAAAUACAAUCCAAUUUAAUAUUAAAUUGCACUUAAAAAUAAAAUAAAAUAUCAUGUUAAAUUCUGAAAAAAUACUGUUCUAAUAGGAAAUGUAGAUUUAUCAUCUAUAAAAGCUAGAAUACAAGAAGAACUAUAUAAAUAAAUCAUGUGUAAAUAUUUGUAGCUUCUCAUCGCAUUCAAAUAAAAGAGUUCUUCAAACAAGCUGAUUUCUUAUGAUUUUUGUACAAAAUACAAUUAAAUCAUUUAAAAAUGAUAAUCACCCGCAUGACUAGCAGUAAAAGAAACGCCAGAAAAAGAAA